AUCAAAUGAAGAACUUCAUUCUUCAAAUUUUGGCCGUCGCAGUUUCAAUGGCCGCCAUGGUUUCGGUCGCCGGCGGCAAAAACCAAAGUGGGUGCAUAAACAAAUGCGGCAACAUUGACUUUCCUUACCCAUUCGGCACCGGCGAAUCCACUGCCGGUAACUAUUGCUUCCUUGACUACCCAUUUCGUGUCACCUGCAACCACACAACUGGCCGCCUUUUCAUGGCAGAUGAAACCGAUGGUGCCUUAGAAAUCACCAAAAUUAACAUCACCACCGGUCAGAUGAGCAUCUUAUCUUACACUUCUAGUCAAUGCUAUACUGCCAACGGAAGCCUGGAUAGUCGUAAAUUCAUAGAAACAACAACCGGGGUCUUCUAUCUAUCUCCGACCAUGAACAAAUUCGUUGCAAUCGGAUGCGACACGACGGCAAUCGUGUCCGGUAUACAGGGACUUAAUUACACCACCGGUUGUUUAUCGAUUUGCUCCGAUGUAAACUCUGUUCCUGUUGAUUCAUGUAGUGGAAUUGGGUGCUGUGAGAUGAAUAUACCUGAAGGAGUGGCUAGUUUCAAUGUUUCGAUUCGGAGCUUUUAUAAUCAUGUUCCGAUUUGGGAUUUCAAUCCUUGUAGUUAUGCGUUUGUUGUGGAGGAAGGGGGUUAUAAUUUCAAAUCGUCGGAUCUUAAAGAGUUCAAUUCUGUUAAGCUUCCUGUGACUUUGGACUGGGCGAUAAGGAUAAACUACUCUGGUAAUGUAACCUGCGACGAUGCUAAAGCCGACGAGAAGAGUUAUGCUUGUAAGGAUAAUACGAAUUGUGCGAAUUUUGUUGAAGGAGGUUACCGUUGUAGUUGCCUUGAUGGAUUUGAAGGGAACCCAUAUCUUCCAAAUGGUUGUCAAAAUAUCAACGAAUGUGAGGGUCAAAAUCUUUGCAACACAACUUGCAUAGACACAACUGGAAACAAUCUUUGCAACAAAACUUGCAUAGACACAAUUGGUAGUUACAGAUGCGAAUGUCCAAAAGGAUUUUACGGUGAUGCCAUGAAAAAUGGCACCGGUUGCAGUCGUCGAGAUCCAAAUAAGAAUCCAUGGCUCAAUAUUGCUCUUGGGGUCGGCUUGAGCAUAGUGGGACUAAUUGUUAUAGUUACAUGGUUGUUUUACGGGUAUAGACAAAGAAAGAUGUUGAAACUCCGAGAAGAGUAUUUCAAACAAAACGGAGGCUUCGUGUUACAACAAUCCUUGCAACAAGAAGGUAGUUCACAUGCCACCACAACCAUCUUUACCGCGAAAGAGUUAGAAAAAGCUACCAACAAUUACGCGGAGAGAAUGAUCAUCGGAAAAGGUGGCUUCGGCGUAGUCUACAAAGGAAUUCUAGAGGAUAAUCAGGUAGUUGCCAUAAAGAAAUCCAAGUUAGUAGAAAAGAACCAAGUUGAUCAAUUCAUCAAUGAAGUGACCGUCUUGAUGCAAAUCAACCAUAGAAAUGUGGUCAAACUAUUAGGUUGUUGUCUAGAGGCUGAAGUUCCAUUGUUGGUAUACGAAUACAUAUCUAACGGAACCCUUCACGAGCACAUCCACAACCAACACGAAGUUGACUACUUAACAUGGGAAACUCGUCUCAAGAUCGCCUCUGAAUCCGCUAAUGUGUUGUCAUAUCUACAUUCCCAAGCAUCUAUUCCUGUAAUCCACCGAGAUGUGAAAUCUACCAACAUUCUUCUAGACAAUAAUUACACGGCUAAAGUGGCCGAUUUCGGAGCAUCAAGAUUGGUUUCCAUUCACGAGAUGCAACUAUCUACUAUGGUACAAGGCACACUCGGGUAUCUUGACCCUGAGUAUCUACAAACUAGCCAGUUGACUGAUAAGAGCGACGUAUACAGUUUUGGAGUUGUACUUUUAGAGUUACUCACAGGAAGAAAAGUCGUCAAAUUCGAUGGCCCUGAAGUUGAGAGGAAUUUGGCUAUGCAUUUCAUUCUUUCAAUGAAAGAGGAUAGUUUAUUUGAGAUUCUCGAUUCUCGGAUAGUGAACCAAGGAAAGCGCGAGCAACUCGUGGGAGUGGCGAACAUUGCGUAUAGUUGCUUAAGAGUGAAAGGAGAGGAAAGGCCUAGCAUGAAGGAAGUGGCAAUGGAGCUUGAAGGUAUUAGAAUAAUGGGAAUGAGACAUCCAUGGGAAAAUGAUGCAAAGGAAGAGACAAAGUAUUUGCUUGGCAAUGAUAUUAAUGAAGCAUCAGAUUCUUACUAUGAUGGUCAAAGCUUAAACACAUCAGAUUUUCAUAUGACUAGGGAACAUGUAAUAUUGCCAAUGGAAGUAGGUAAUGGAAGGUGACUUAUGCAGCAUGGAGAUGUAACAAUGUAUUCCUCAUAUGUACUUAAUUCACUCUUAUUCAUUAGGAAUUA
This is a messenger RNA of Impatiens glandulifera, 2380 nucleotides long. Its product is annotated as wall-associated receptor kinase 2-like. Gene Ontology annotation, biological process: cell surface receptor signaling pathway; protein phosphorylation. Gene Ontology annotation, cellular component: plasma membrane. NCBI's taxonomy places the organism in Eukaryota, Viridiplantae, Streptophyta, Magnoliopsida, Ericales, Balsaminaceae. The record is from RefSeq and is a predicted model, not a curated record. The transcript has 3 exons. The coding region runs from base 6 to 2309 and encodes 767 amino acids. Gene Ontology annotation, molecular function: ATP binding; calcium ion binding; polysaccharide binding.